This is a messenger RNA of Letharia lupina, 270 nucleotides long. RefSeq lists its product as uncharacterized. The coding region runs from base 1 to 270 and encodes 89 amino acids. The transcript is spliced from 2 exons. Lineage: Eukaryota; Fungi; Ascomycota; Lecanoromycetes; Lecanorales; Parmeliaceae. The record is from RefSeq and is a predicted model, not a curated record.
AUGUACUGGACUAAAUGUGUGAUUCGCACUACCCGUCAAUAUCGCAGGGUGGCCCGUUAUUCUGGAAAUGAUCAUCUCUCUUUUGAUUCGCACCUGUUCUAUGAGAGACUCGCCAUAAUCAAGCAAUACUUUCUUCGACGAACAAUGGACGAGGCACAGAAGGUGAAGAACGCAAAGGGAGCUAGAUACAAGAUAAAGAAGAUGUACUAUCAUCCUUACGCCCUACGGACCUACGCUGUGCGACUGAGGGCGCUCCUGAAGCAUUCUUAG